Molecule: messenger RNA, 2207 nt
Organism: Ruditapes philippinarum (Manila clam)
Lineage: Eukaryota; Metazoa; Mollusca; Bivalvia; Venerida; Veneridae
Product: probable cytosolic iron-sulfur protein assembly protein CIAO1 homolog
Exons: 4
Coding region: 130-1131 (333 amino acids)
Biological process (GO): iron-sulfur cluster assembly
Cellular component (GO): cytosolic [4Fe-4S] assembly targeting complex
Molecular function (GO): protein binding
Source: RefSeq, a predicted model, not a curated record
AAAAAGCCGAGAAGUUGCGAAAAAGGACAAGGAGUUUGCUGCUGAUAGCAGUGUGUACAAAAUAACAGUUACAACUUACUAGCCGUAUAUAUACACUAUUGGAGAUUGGUGGUGAACCAGCCAUACAGAAUGGAAUCAUUGACAAACUUACAAGUAUUGGAAGGACAUGAUGACCAGGUGUGGUGUGUAGCCUGGAACCCUACCGGUACACUGCUUGCUUCUUGUGGUGGGGAUAAGACAGUGAGAGUUUGGGGUCAGGAAGGGGAGGUAUGGGUCUGCAAGUCUGUGCUGUCUGAAGGUCAUCAAAGAACUAUAAGACAUGUUUCCUGGUCACCGUGUGGUAACUACCUAGCUAGUGCAAGUUUUGAUGCUACUAUUUGUAUCUGGAGUCGUAAAGAAGGAGAGUUUGAAUGUAUAGCUACACUAGAAGGUCAUGAGAAUGAAGUAAAGGCUGUGGCCUGGGCAUGUACUGGCAGUUUAUUAGCAACCUGUAGUAGAGAUAAGAGUGUAUGGAUAUGGGAAGUGACAGAAGAUGAAGAUUAUGAAUGUGCCAGUGUAUUGAGCUCACAUACACAAGAUGUUAAACACUGCACAUGGCAUCCAAACAAAGAGAUUCUUGCCUCUUGUAGUUAUGAUGACACAAUCAAACUAUACAAAGAAGAAAUUGAUGACUGGACAUGUUUUGCUACGUUAGAAUCCCAUGAGUCAACAGUAUGGAAAGUUUGUUUUGAUAAAAGUGGAAGUCGACUUGCGUCAGUGAGUGAUGAUAAAACAGUGAAAAUAUGGCAGGAGUACAUGCCUGGUAAUAAAGAAGGUGUUCAGACUACUGGAAAAGAUGGUACAUGGAAGUGUGUGUGUACCCUAUCAGGAUAUCAUAACCGCUCAAUAUUUGAUGUAGAUUGGUCAUGUUUAACUGAUAGAAUAGUUACAGCAUGUGGAGAUGAUUGUAUUCGUGUGUUUAAGGAGGUUAAUGGCUCAGAUUAUAAUCAGCCAUCUUAUAGUCUAACUGUAACUGUAACACAGGCACACGACCAGGAUGUUAACUCUGUAGCUUGGAAUCCUAAAAAGGAGAAUCUGUUAGCAUCAUGUAGUGAUGAUGGUACAGUUAAGUUAUGGCUAUACAAAGAUUAAAACUGAUUCAAAAUAGAAUGAACUGUUUAUAUAUAGAUGUGCUAGUUGUUUGAUGAAAUAGAAUAUUUGAUUUUCCCUUAGGAAGGUAUAUAUAUAAUAGAACUGUCUGUAUGACCUGCUGUCCGCCCGUCUUCUUUGUGGUUAACCUUUUUUUUGGAAAUUUCAACUUCCAUUCUUACCGCAUGGCAUUUCAGAUUUACUGCGCUCUCAUCAAUAUAUACAUUCAUGUCAACUUUGAUUUGAAACCUAUUGCAGCCAUCUGGUUAACUCAAUAGGUAGAGUGAUGAAUUGGGCGACCGGAGUUCGAUUCCUGUAUGGCGCAGGUCUCAUUUGUUGUGAUUGAUCAUGAAAUCUUUUUUACGGUCAUUCGCACUGUUACACUGCUCUUAUGCACAGAAGUUUUCAGUUCCUCGGAAAGUGAAGGCAACUAGUACUGGUAAACUGUUUGUCAGUCUGCCCAGGAAGGAUGCUGUGGCUGAACUGUGCUCUGGUGAAUUCAAUGUGGCUUACUGCCGUGAUUUGGAGUAAAAACUACCGACACCACAACCAUGAUUUGAAACUAACAGAGCUGUUCAAUUGCAGAGGAAAACUGCAAAAUUACCUACCUUUAAGAUUCACUAUUUGUACUUAAGGUAUAUAAUUAUAAAAUCUGGAUUCAGGAAGAAAACACAUUUUUUUCAAAAUGUAUAUGAAACUGUGAUGUUUUACAAUUAAGGAUAUUGGUAAAGUGAUUCCAUGUAAGUUUUGAAUUAAAGCUGUGAUUCACUAUAAUGUAUGCUUAAUAUGAAAUAAUGUGCUACCUUUGAUGUGGAAAGCUCGUAUAUAAUUUAAUAACAAGCGUAAAAUUUUCAGUAUUUUAACCAGGUCUUUCCUGGACUUGGUAAAAAAAGUAAAUCAGAUAGUUUGUACAGUUAAAUAGAUAUGAAUGAAUUGGUGUGUUCAAUCUAUCAUCAAAGUGUCCCCAGUGUUUUCGAAUAUCCUGUCUGCCAUUAAUGUUUAUCUGUAGCAGAGUUGUUGUUUUUACCAUAUACAUGUAUUUAUCAAAAUGGAUAUUAAAAGAUAACAAUUUAUGUUUA